AUGCCAUCAUCCUCAAAUUUCUUGUUGGUUCCGAAAGUCCUAUUCACUUGUGAUGCAUGUAUUCCUAUAUUUCUUUGUCGAACCCAAGCUUCUCCACCAUUAACUGUCUGUUUAUGCAAAACCCAAACUUCUCCAGUCUUCUUUGAUUACGUUACAACUCAUGUGGCAUUGAUUUCUCAAAGCUUGAUUUUGCCAUUGUAUCAUUGCUCUAACCUUCAUCUGCACUCUACAAUGAAGAACAAUUUCCUCAGUUCUGGCUCUAGCAGCAAUAGUGAAAUUGUAAGAUACAAGAGAGAUAUUCCGCCGGCUCACUACUCCUUCAAAAUAGAGUCCCUCUCCUUAUUGUUGAACACCAAGGUUGAAAAAAUUGAAUCUGGUAUUUUUGAAGCCGGGGGCUAUAAAUGGAGGAUGGUUCUCUACCCAAGUGGAAACACCAAAAGCAAUGGCCAACACUAUAUUUCUCUCUAUUUGGCCAAUGAAGAAACAAAAGUUUUGCCUCAACGUUGGGAAGUCAAUGCUGAACUGAAAUUGUUUGUAUUUGAUCAGAAAGAAGACAACUACUUGACAGUCCAAGGUGUGUGUAUAUAUAUAUUAAUAAAUGCCUGUGCUGCACGGUUCGUUCACAAUUUGAACUGUCACAAUGUUUCACCUCUUCACCAUAUUCAUGAUCAUGAAUUGCAUUUGAAUUUUGACAUGCGUAAUUAUGGAUUCCUCUGUGAUGAUUCCUGUGUAUUUGGGCCGGAGGUUUUUGUUAUAAAACCGAAGGGUAACUAUGAGUGCCUUUCCAUGGUUAAAGAACCUGCUCAUAGUACUUUAACUUUGAAGCUGGAAAAAUUCUCUACAAUAGAUGAGACUGCUCAUUUCUCUAAAGCAUUCACUGUUGGAGGACGAAAAUGGAAAAUAAAGGUUUAUCCCAAAGGUUUUGGGAAGGAGAAGGGUGAUUGGUUCUCGGUUUACCUUGUUCUAUCUGAUUCUGAUGCCCUGCCACCUAAGGGAAAAGUAUAUGCAGAAUACAAGCUGCGGGUACUGGAUCAACGACGGGAUCAACAUGUUGAAAAAUCAGUAAAACACUGGUACACUGCCUUAGAAAUUUCACGGGGUUAUCAUAACAUGAUACGCCUAGGAGAUCUCCAUGAAAAAUCAAAGGGAUUCGUUAUGAACGAUACUUUGAUCGUUGAAGCUCAAAUUGUUGUCAUUUCUGUGACUAUGUUUCUCGAUUAAUACGUCCUUUGCCAGUGUUUUUAUGAUGGAAUAAUGGUGGGAGUCUAACCAUGUUUGCUUUUGUAAGCAAUUAGAUUUAUCAGUCAAUUUACACGCUUUCGUUUUAAUGUAGUGAAUAAGUCAGCGCGUGCUUUACU
This is a messenger RNA of Durio zibethinus, 1358 nucleotides long. NCBI's taxonomy places the organism in Eukaryota, Viridiplantae, Streptophyta, Magnoliopsida, Malvales, Malvaceae. The record is from RefSeq and is a predicted model, not a curated record.